Solanum lycopersicum (tomato) is the source of this 1317-nucleotide messenger RNA. Its product is annotated as transcription factor MYB1R1. The record is from RefSeq and is a predicted model, not a curated record. Gene Ontology annotation, biological process: response to ethylene; response to gibberellin. Gene Ontology annotation, molecular function: DNA binding. NCBI's taxonomy places the organism in Eukaryota, Viridiplantae, Streptophyta, Magnoliopsida, Solanales, Solanaceae.
AACACGCCUCUCUUCCCUACGCCAUCUUGUCUUCUAUAUAUAUAUAUACACAAAUACAUUAUCUCUAUAUGCAGAGUCUUCUCCAUUAAGCUCGAAUAAAUUCCUGAUUCAUGAUGUCGAGUUUCUGUUCACAGUCGGCAAACGACGGCCACAACUCUUUCACCUGCGCCGGCGAGUCAUCGCCGGCAGCCGUGUCUGUCGGCGGAGGCGUAGGAGGAGGAGGAGAGAUCAUGCUGUUUGGCGUGAGGGUGAAGGUAGACCCUAUGAGGAAAAGCGUGAGUUUGAACAAUCUGUCUCAGUAUGAGCAGCCUAAUUCUAAUGAUAAUAAUAAUAAUAAUAGCAACAGCGGAAAUAACAAUGACGCUUCUAAAGUUGCCGCCGACGAGGGUUAUGCCUCUGCCGACGACGCUGUUCCUCACCACUCCGGUAGUGGCCGUGAGCGUAAGCGAGGAGUUCCAUGGACGGAGGAAGAGCACAAGCUAUUCCUUUUGGGAUUGCAGAAAGUGGGAAAAGGAGACUGGAGAGGAAUCUCUAGAAACUUCGUAAAAACUCGCACACCGACACAGGUUGCAAGUCAUGCUCAGAAAUAUUUCCUCCGGCGAACUAACCUCAAUCGCCGGCGCCGCCGUUCUAGCCUCUUCGAUAUCACCACUGACUCGGUAUCUGUACUAGCAACAGAAGAAACGAAAAAUCUGCAACGACACUCCAUUCCAUCAUUGCCUUGUAUAGAAACAUCAAAAAUGAAUGCAUUUCAGGUGACAUCUGUGCCAGUAAAUUUUGGGCCAGAGAACCCAAUAGAAAGUCCAAUCCUUAGACAAGGAAAUCAAAGUUAUUAUAAUGGAUCAUCAUCAAUAUUCCUCCGGCCGGCUCCUGUUGUUGUUUCGUUGCCUAAUUCAUCAAAAACAGCUGACUUUAACUUGAAUCAAAGCUCAGCAAUGGAGACAUCUUCGUUAUCGUUGACAUUGUCGUUAUCACCAUCAUCAUCAUCUACUAGACACUCAGGAUUCCAAGUGAUGUCAAAUUUUAAAAAUGGAGAGAGCAUCAUCAGUGUGGCAUGACACACAAGAAUCUCUAUUAUUAAAUAACUAAAAGCUAGAAGAAGAAAAAAAAACAUAGAAAAGGCAAAUGGGAGUUCUAUAAUGGAGUUAUAUUAUUAGUGGAGUAAUAUGUAUGGUCCUUUUGUUUUGUACAGACCAGAAAUAUGUCAUUAUCAUGCCUGUUUUAUGCCUUAAAGUGACUUCUUUAUUUGUUUUGUAGUUGGAAGAUAAAAAUUAACAAUGAAUAAUAUUGGACUUUGUGCUUGUUUUUUGUUGCUAA